CGCUUGGCCGACGCUGCUCCUCCCCGUUAGCGCAACUUUUUCACUUCUACAACUCGCGCCGAUGUCUCGACACUUUUACCACUGUAUUAAACGAUUAACAACGCGCGAGGACCAAAGUUACGUUUCGGACAUGAAAGUUGUGACCGGGUAGAGUCGACAUCUUCCCCCCAAACACUUCAACAUGAAAGCGCUGCAGGGGUUCACGGUGUGGACGGUGGUGGUCUUCUGCUGUCUUUUUGAGAUCUGUCAAGCGUCCGACUGUAAGGAUGUUGUGUCCUGUGAUAAUACUUUGAAUUUCACCGUAACAAAUACAUCUAUUGAACCAUCUGAAGAAAACUGUAACCUGACGAUUAAUGGAAAAUCCUACACAAGUGUUGCAAAACCUCUGGAGCCCGGUGCUGUACACUCCGUUUACGCCCAAUGUUCUAGUACUACAUGUUGUUUUAAUGUUACAACACAGCCUGAAAAAGUCUCCAGCCUCAACAUUGAGAGCACAACAUCCUCUCUGAGCCUAAAGUGGGAUAAACCCAUUGGAAAAAUCUCUGGCUAUGAUGUAAAAUGGACUGGUGAUGACGGACAAACUAAAAAUACGUCUGUUCAAAUUACAUCAGUGACAAUCUCUGCUCUGACCCCUGGGGUGCAGUAUAAUGUCACAGUCAUUGCAGUGGCAGGAGAUGGGCUCACUAAAGGAGAAGGAGUCACCACAUCUGUUUAUACAAAACCUGGACAGAUCAGUAAACUCACUGUUACUGGUGUCACAACAUCGUCCAUGUAUUUGAACUGGACUAAACCAGAGGGACAACGCUCCUUCUACAUAGUACAGUGGGUUAGUGGAAAUGACCCCAAAACAGAUAAUGUGACUGAGCCAUUCAAAGACAUCACUGGCCUGACUGCAGGUGUGGAGUAUACUAUAACUGUCACUGCUGUGGCAGGAGAUAAUGAAACAAAAGGAGUUGGUGUGAAUAAAGUGCAGUACACAAAGCCUGAAAAAGUCUCCAGCCUCAACAUUGAGAGCACAACAUCCUCUCUGAGCCUAAAGUGGGAUAAACCCACUGGAAAAAUCUCUAGCUAUGAUGUAAAAUGGACUGGUGAUGACGGACAAACUAAAAAUACGUCUGUUCCAACUACAUCAGUGACAAUCUCUGCUCUGACCCCUGGGGUGCAGUAUAAUGUCACAGUCAUUGCAGUGGCAGGAGAUGGGCUCACUAAAGGAGAAGGAGUCACCACAUCUGUUUAUACAAAACCUGGACAGAUCAGUAAACUCACUGUUACUGGUGUCACAACAUCGUCCAUGUAUUUGAACUGGACUAAACCAGAGGGGCACAGCUCCUUCUACAUAGUACAGUGGGUUAGUGGAAAUGACUCCAAAACAGAUAAUGUGACUGAGCCAUUCAAAGGCAUCACUAACCUGACUGCAGGUGUGGAGUAUACUAUAACUGUCACUGCUGUGGCAGGAGACAGUCAAACAAAAGGAGCUGGUGUGAGUAAAGUGCAGUACACAAAACCUGGACAGAUCAGUAAACUCACUGUUACUGGUGUCACAACAUCGUCCAUGAAUUUGAGCUGGACUAAACCAGAGGGACAAAGCUCCUUCUACAUAGUACAGUGGGUUAGUGGAAAUGACUCCAAAACAGAUAAUGUGACUGAGCCAUUCAAAGGCAUCACUAACCUGACUGCAGGUGUGGAGUAUACUAUAACUGUCACUGCUGUGGCAGGAGACAGUGAAACAAAAGGAGUUGGUGUGAGUAAAGUGCAGUACACAAAACCUGGACAGAUCAGUAAACUCACUGUUACUGGUGUCACAACAUCGUCCAUGUAUUUGAACUGGACUGAACCAGAGGGACAAAGCUCCUUCUACAUAGUACAGUGGGUUAGUGGAAAUGACUCCAAAACAGAUAAUGUGACUGAGCCAUUCAAAGGCAUCACUAACCUGACUGCAGGUGUGGAGUAUACUAUAACUGUCACUGCUGUGGCAGGAGAUGACUGGACUAGAGGAGGUGACACAGAACUAAGAGUUUACACAAAACCUGGACAGAUCAGUAAACUCACUGUUACUGGUGUCACAACAUCGUCCAUGAAUUUGAGCUGGACUAAACCAGAGGGACAAAGCUCCUUCUACAUAGUACAGUGGGUUAGUGGAAAUGACUCCAAAACAGAUAAUGUGACUGAGCCAUUCAAAGGCAUCACUAACCUGACUGCAGGUGUGGAGUAUACUAUAACUGUCACUGCUGUGGCAGGAGACAGUGAAACAAAAGGAGUUGGUGUGAGUAAAGUGCAGUACACAAAACCUGGACAGAUCAGUAAACUCACUGUUACUGGUGUCACAACAUCGUCCAUGUAUUUGAGCUGGACUAAACCAGAGGGACAAAGCUCCUUCUACAUAGUACAGUGGGUUAGUGGAAAUGACUCCAAAACAGAUAAUGUGACUGAGCCAUUCAAAGGCAUCACUAACCUGACUGCAGGUGUGGAGUAUACUAUAACUGUCACUGCUGUGGCAGGAGAUGACUGGACUAGAGGAGGUGACACAGAACUAAGAGUUUACACAAAACCUGGACAGAUCAGUAAACUCACUGUUACUGGUGUCACAACAUCGUCCAUGAAUUUGAACUGGACUGAACCAGAGGGACAAAGCUCCUUCUACAUAGUACAGUGGGUUAGUGGAAAUGACUCCAAAACAGAUAAUGUGACUGAGCCAUUCAAAGGCAUCACUAACCUGACUGCAGGUGUGGAGUAUACUAUAACUGUCACUGCUGUGGCAGGAGACAGUGAAACAAAAGGAGUUGGUGUGAGUAAAGUGCAGUACACAAAACCUGGACAGAUCAGUAAACUCACUGUUACUGGUGUCACAACAUCGUCCAUGAAUUUGAGCUGGACUGAACCAGAGGGACAAAGCUCCUUCUACAUAGUACAGUGGGUUAGUGGAAAUGACUCCAAAACAGAUAAUGUGACUGAGCCAUUCAAAGGCAUCACUAACCUGACUGCAGGUGUGGAGUAUACUAUAACUGUCACUGCUGUGGCAGGAGAUAACUGGACUAGAGGAGGUGACACAGAACUAAGAGUUUACACAAAACCUGGACAGAUCAGUAAACUCACUGUUACUGGUGUCACAACAUCGUCCAUGAAUUUGAGCUGGACUGAACCAGAGGGACAAAGCUCCUUCUACAUAGUACAGUGGGUUAGUGGAAAUGACUCCAAAACAGAUAAUGUGACUGAGCCAUUCAAAGGCAUCACUAACCUGACUGCAGGUGUGGAGUAUACUAUAACUGUCACUGCUGUGGCAGGAGACAGUGAAACAAAAGGAGUUGGUGUGAGUAAAGUGCAGUACACAAAACCUGGACAGAUCAGUAAACUCACUGUUACUGGUGUCACAACAUCAUCCAUGUAUUUGAACUGGACUGAACCAGAGGGGCACAGCUCCUUCUACAUAGUACAGUGGGUUAGUGGAAAUGACUCCAAAACAGAUAAUGUGACUGAGCCAUUCAAAGGCAUCACUAACCUGACUGCAGGUGUGGAGUAUACUAUAACUGUCACUGCUGUGGCAGGAGAUAAUGAAACAAAAGGAGUUGGUGUGAGUGAAGUACUGUACACAAGACCUAUGAAGCCUGAUGUCACUGUCAACCAUAGAGACACCAGUAGCCUGAAUAUUAGCUGGACCUUACCUGGAGGCCAUGUGGAUCACUAUGAAGUAGAGUUGAACCAGAAACAUCAGACUGAUAACACUUGGUUCCAAUUCUCUGAUUUAUCACCUGGACGACUCCACACUGUCACUGUAACUGCUGUUGCUGGAAACUUCAAAAACACUUCAGAAUCAGAAUUUGCUACUUAUCCACUGCCUCCACAGUCUGUCAAGAUUGCUGGCAGAACAAACUCCUAUCUUAAUCUGAGUUGGGAUGUGAAUCCUAAAAUGCAAGAUGCUCCAAACAUCAAUUACAGCAUUUCAUAUGAGGGAGUUUCUUUGACAUUCACAAAGACGACUGCAACUCUGCCUAACCUUCAGUCUGGGUUUCACUAUAAUAUGACUGUGAAAAGUGUGGGACCCCAGAACCUCCACAGCACUGGUAUAAACAUCAAGGCUUGUACUAAUCCAAAUCCAGUUUUGCAUCUUGGAGCAUUCCCAGAAUCCACCACAUCACUGAAAGUCAACUGGGCCUACCCAUCAGACCACAAGCCAACUUACUCCUACCGUAUUUACAUCUAUGACCCCACAGGAAAUUUAGUCAAAAAUGAUUCUCUUCAAGGCAACUCUAAAAGUGUAACUGGACUGAAACCAGGAACUGAAUACAAGAUAUCUGUGAUCACAGUGUUAGCAGAAGCAUGUCAGUCCACAAAAGAAGAGGUCUCCAACUAUACAAAACCUGCAGCUGUCACCAUUACAGAAGUCUCAGGAACCACAACCAGCCUCACAGUGAGCUGGGAUAAGGCACAGGGAGGCGUGGAUCACUAUAGUGUGACAGUUUACAACAGCACUGGCCAAGGAGUCCAAACCAAGGAACCUCUCAGCAAAGAUACUUUCAGCACAACGUUCACUGGCCUCAAACCUGGAGUGCAAUACUGCGCCAGAGUGUUCACCAAUACUGGACAAUUACAGGCUGAGUCUAAUGAAUCCUGCAAUGCAACAUUCCCUAAUCCUCCACGAAACCUCAAAGUGAGCCUUCAGACACUGAAUUCUCUCAAUUUUACCUGGGACACUCCUGAAGAUAUGCAGCCAGAUCAGUACCACUUCAAUGUUUCCAUUGACAACAAAACCAAAACGCCUCAAAAUCACGCAGGCAUCACCGAGGAGAACCUUCAGUCUGGAACUCCCCACAAGAUCACUGUUAUUACUGUCGGAGUUAAUGACUUCAGAAGCGAGGAAGUGACCGCUGUGGCCUACACAAAGCCAUAUCCUGUCACUGACCUGCAGCAGACUGAAAUCACCCCGGAUUCAGUCACGCUGAUUUGGAAUCAGACUGAACACAAACCAGGUUAUAGAUAUCUGGUGGAAGUCAGUAACAGCUCUGGGCCCACAUCAGCACCGUUAAACGUUACAGACUUGACAGUGAAAGUACAGGGGCUGAUCUCUGGCACCAACUACAGCUUCACUGUCACCACACAAACAGCAGAUGGCACUGCCGCCUCUCCACAGACCGUGUCCUACUUCACAAGGCCCUAUGGGAUUAAGAACUUGAUGGCGGACACUUUAAAUACAACCUCUAUUAGUCUCACCUGGACUCAGCCGUCAGAGUACAAGCCUGAAUACACAUACGUGGUGGAGACGUCAGGCUGUAGAGAAACUCACAACAAAACUGUUACUUCUGAAAACACAGAGUUAACAGAUCUGACUUCAGGCACCAACUGCAGCUUCUGUGUUACCGUCAAAGCUGAAAAUGGAAUAGAGAGUAAAUCUGAAUGCACAUCUGCAUAUACCAAGCCUGAGAAAGUAGAGCCUCACAUCUCCAGUCAAGGCCUCAACAACUCCAUUUUGGUUUCAUGGGCAAAACCUCCUGGAAAUGUUGAAGUUUAUAGAGUUUCUUUAAAUGACACAAGCUGGUCUGGGGAGCUUAACUCUACUGCCCGAUUUCAUAUAUUUGAGAACUUGUCUGCUGGAAGAAUUUACACUGCUGUGGUUGAAACCCAAAGUGGAAAUUUUAGUGAACAAUCAGAAUCAGUCUCUAACGCCACAUUUCCUAACCCUCCUGGAGUCAUCGCCGUUCAGGAGCAGACCACUCGCUCCAUUCAUGUCACUUGGAUCGAAGCUCCUCUCAUGUCUGGUGCUGAGUUCCAUUAUCAAGUGGAAAUUUCACCGAACUCGACAGUCAUCACCACCACUCAAACAAACUAUACAUUUGCUCAACUGUUGUCUGGAACAUCUUAUAAUAUCACCGUGACGACCGUCGGCGUCAUGGGGUUCAAAAGUGAAACUGUGCGGCGCGACAUGAUCACCACAAGACCGUUUCCAGUCAAAAGCCUACAGGCAAAACCCGGAGAGAAGCAGGUUGUCCUGACAUGGAGCGAACCAGAAGAAUAUAAGCCCAGUUACAGAUUCAAAGUGAUGGGCUCCAAUACGGACGAAGCAACAGAAAACCUGCUUACCCACACCAUGACUGGUCUGGUUUCUGGCUCGUCCUAUUGGUUCACUGUCACAACGGAGACUUCAGAUGGUACCACGGGGGAGCCAAUGAAUAUUACCGAAUGCACAAAUGCAAGUCCUGUGCCAUUCAUAGAUUGUAAAGCCCCAAAUGAAACAAAUGCAACAAUAACUUGGACAUGGAAGAAAGCAGAGGGUCAAUUUUCUAAUUUCUCAGUGCAGUUUGAGAACGAAACAUCUAAAAACCCUUAUCCGCCUUCACUGGAGAAGUACGAAAACAUGAUUAAACCGGUCAAUGUGAAAUUCAACGAGUUCUCAAUUGAGGUCAGCCGCGAUCUUCUGAACAACAUCAACGGGCCAAUUACACAUGUGGGAGUAAAACAAAACUUUUUCUAUCCAGAUGUCAGCAAGAAAGAAUUGGGGAAAUACUUGGAGUCCAAUUAUGAUGACUGGAAAAACAAAAAGUCAAAGGCGUAUUUGGCAACAAUAAUCAACGCGACUGUGAAGACACGCAAUACAGAACCUCUCAUUCUACCAGUCGGAGAUGAGACUACAUGGCACGGUUACGGGAAUGGUAUCCUCGAGGCCACGAAGCAAUACAAGUUUACUAUUGUUGUGUUCACCAAGCUCGAAUUGGAUGGCGACAAAAUAAAUGCUGCUGCGUGUCUGUAUUCAUCUACACAAUUUGACAAUUCUGUAACACUUCCACAAAAUCCAGUCGUCAUUGGAAUGGCAGUUGGAGUGACCUUGGGUAUAUUCCUUAUUCUGCUGAUCGUGCUCAUUGGAUUCGUCAUUUACUGGAGAAGGUUGUCAAAGAAAGAGACAUCUGACAUUCAAAUACAUUCUCUGAGGAGUUUCCCUGUGAGAGUUGAGGAUUAUGAAGUGUACUACAAAAAACAAAAAGCUGAUUCCAACUGUGGCUUCGCUGAGGAAUAUGAGGACCUCAAAGUUGUUGGCACUGCUCAGUCCAAAACCCACGCUUUGACUCCAGAGAACAAGCCCAAGAAUCGCUACAACAACGUUCUCCCGUACGAUGCAUCUAGAGUAAAGCUUUCUAUCAUUCAUGGGAAUCCUAUUGAUGACUACAUCAAUGCUAACUACAUACCGGGUUACAACUCCAAGAAGGAGUUUAUUGCAGCGCAGGGCCCUUUGCCGGCCACAGUCAAUGACUUCUGGAGGAUGAUCUGGGAGAAGAACGUGCACACUGUGGUCAUGCUAACACGCUGCAAUGAGCAGGGCAGAGUGAAAUGUGAGCAGUACUGGACCGCUGGCACCAAGCACUAUGAAAACAUAAACGUCACCACAACAUCUGAGAUCCCCCUUGAGGACUGGACCAUCAGGGACUUUGACAUCAAAAACGUCAAAACUGCAGAGACUCGUUCCGUGCGGCAUUUCCACUUCACAGCUUGGCCGGACCACGGGGUUCCAGAGACCACGGAGCUCCUGAUCAGCUUCAGACAUCUGGUCCGAGAACACAUGGACCAGUACAGGCACUCUCCCACUAUAGUGCACUGCAGUGCUGGCGUGGGACGCACAGGGACCUUCAUCGCCAUUGACCGCCUCAUAUUCCAGAUCGAAAGGGAAAACGUGGUCGAUGUUUAUGGUAUUGUUCACGAUAUGCGAAUGCACCGAAGCCUCAUGGUGCAGACAGAGGACCAGUAUAUUUACCUCCAUCAGUGUGCGCUCGAUGUCAUCAGGUCAAGAACUGGAAACAACGUGGAUCUCAUUUACCAAAACACGACUGCCUUCGCCAUUUAUGAAAACUUUUGAAAGCAUUGAGCUCCAAAAAAGAAAUCAAGAGUAGGUUUUAAAGUGCCUAUGUUACGCAUAAUUGACUCUUGUGAGAUGAAAGCCGUGUUAUAAUGUUGUUACCUCUUAAAAACAGACCUGGAGUUGUGUUUUGUUUUGUUUCAUUCACACAUAUUUAAGUAAUCCUUUAUUAUUAGUAGAGUUGGUAUCAUUAAGAAGUUGCCGAUACGAUACAUAACUCGAUACGAUAAGUUUUUUGAAACAGUGCACUUUCAAUUCAAUAUGUUUCGAUACGAUGUAUUUCAAAUCCAGUAGUGGGCCGUCAGGGUCCUUUUCGCUUGCGGUCACUCAUGUCUACGCAGGCGCACCUCCGGGCCCGUCCCAACGUCCUGGUUUAGUUCUGGUUUAGUCAAAAUAAACAGAAAACGCACACCAAAAUUCUUGUAGAGGUGCAAAUGCAAGGAGCAGCCAGACAAGGGUGAAAAAAUGCAUAGCACACUCGGCUGGCCGAUGUUCAAAAGCUUUUUUAUUAACAAAAUAUAAUUUCGGCAAAAAAAGCCUUCAUCAGACAUUUUUCUUGUUUUGGACCACAGCACACAGUUAGUCCUGGUUUAGACCUGUUUUAGUCCUGUUUUAGUCCUCGUUUAGUCCUGAUCCCUCAUGUCGCAGGUCACUAUAGGAGAGUACCGGAGAUAUCAGUGUUUCCCGCAGUACUUUAUAGUUAAAGCGGCCGCCUUGACAACAAGUGGCCCCUGCCUUGACAACAUCCCUCUGAACCACGUGAAUCCUCUCAAAAGUACGGUCUUUGCAUGGAUUCUCCACGUACACCCUGCACCUCACUUCUUCUCCAUGCAACUACUUCAAAUUGAUUUGAUAUAAUUCAGUGAAAAAAAGGUUAAAUCAUGGCUGUGAUACUAAAAGUUCACCAAGUCCACAAAUUUUAUGCAAAGUUAAUAUGAAAAACACCCAUUUUACUCAUCAAAACUGUAAAAAUGUGAACACAAUUGUAGCUCUUUCACCAAAUAAUUUAGUAAGAUGUACGUAAAUUUACUUUUCUGCAUCGAUACUGUAUCAUCAAAUUAAACAAUACGAUAUAUCGAUAUUUCAGUAUUUUUACACACCCUUUAUUAUUAGUCUCUCUACAUCAUGUUUCUUUAGUAGAAAUUGGCAGUUUCUGAGCUGAAAUUGUCCAAAUGAUUCAAGUGAAGGUGUAUGGAGUUCAAAAACACAGUGAAGCAUUUCCUGUAUUAUCACAUGACAUCACAAGGUGGAACAGAGUGUUUUCCCUGAAUACGCAGAUUUUGUGUGUUAAACAACAAAACACAAGUCCAGGUUUGUUUGUGAUGAGGAAACAACAUUAUAACUAUACUAGUAAAUCACAAAAUAAUGUAAUAUGGGCCUAUUUUAUCUCUGUAACUCAAGAAAAUCAUGUGGGAAUCUUUUUUUAUAUUUCAAUAACUGUAAGAAUUUUAGGACCACAUUUUUUUAUUUUUUUUAUGGUGCACUAUGUAACUUUUCUGGCCCAACGUCAUGGAGAUGUUAUUAGCUUUUCCUGCAAUGUUCCACAGUAUGACAUUAAAAUAUUAUACUAUUUCAUUUAUUAAAUUACAAAACCUUAGUAAACAUACAAGAAACUUUAAAGAAGAGUCGCCUUUCCACAGACAUGACCUGUAAGCUGAUCUGGUGGCAUAAGCUCAGGACCAGACUGUGGAACGUUCUAGGCAAAGUAAUAGCAUCGUUAUGGAGACAAAGUGGUGUAAAAAGUUCCAUGUUGCAUCUUUACUGUUGAUGUUUGUUUUUUUAUUUGUUUAAAUUCUCAGGUAUCAUAUCUUGCUUUGUGGAUUUUAGCACAGAUGAAACUAGGCCUGUCACGAUAUCACAUUUUGACGAACAAUAGAGAAAUACUGUGAUAAACGAUCCAACUGAAACUAUUUUAUGUCACUGAUACAAUUAAAAUAAAGCAGGAUAAUCCACGUGAUGCAGUGUAAUAUUAGCCAGGCUGGUGCCACCUAGUGCCUCCGCUCAGUUUUAUUUCUCUCCAGCGACUAGGUCAAGAAUCAGAAUACACUAGACGGUUCGCAAAAACCCCAGAAGUGAGAAUUCGGGCACCAGUCAAUCAGCGAAGAGCCAUAUAUUCAGUGUUGGCAACGAUUCCCGAGAUCGAGGAUUUAAAGCCGGAAUAAAGAAAAUGUUUGGUGAAUUUUAUCAAGGGGAAAGACGUUAUUGCCGUUCUUCCUACAGGAUUUGGGAAAAGCUUAAUAUACCAGUUAAUUACAUACAUCACGACCAAAUAACAGCGAUUGGUUAAAUGAUAAAAAGUAAAACCGGCUGAUGAAUCAGGCUAGUUUAAAAUAUACAAUACAACUAAAACGGCCAAUGAAGUGACUUAUUUUACCCUCUGCAACUCAAAUCUUAUCGUAUUACAACAGAAAUAACAAAGGCUACGUUCACACUGCAACCUGAAGUGACCCAAAUCUGACUUUUUGGCCCCUAUGUGACCUGUAUCUGAUCUUUUAAUGACAGUCUGAACGACACAGAUCUGAUUUUUUCAAAUGCGACCCAGGACACUUGGAUAUGUGCUCCUAAACCGAUGCAUAUCUGAUUUUUGACAUGCGACUUCAGUCUGAACGGCCAAAGCGCAUUCAUCCCACCUACAUGUUAUCAACAAGUGACAAAUGUACACAAACGUUCUUCUCGUCAUACGAAAAUUGUUAAUGAACUCCGUGUCUCUGAAGUGAAGCACAUCGCCACUCACCAGUCUUGGCUACGUCUCCGCAUCCACAUGUUCCUUUCAACGGACUGUCCCACAAAACGCCACGGCCAAAAAACUCGUCCUUCUCAGUCUCCUCCUUAAAACAAAUAAGUUGUUCAUGUUCUGGCUUCAGCACGAGAGGAACUUUAAAAUCUCCAGGUGCUCAAUGCUCACGUCCAUGUUUGAACAACUUCCGUAAACACAGAGCACGCUUGCUACGGUUGACAUCGUUGUGUCCUCCAGUGCACAUGCUGGACACUUUCGGGCCGUUUAAUGUUCACACUGGAGAAUCACAUACAAGUCGCAUUUAAUUGGAAAUGUGAACGACCUCACAAAAACAUCAGAUUUCACAAAAAAAGAUCAGAAUUGAGCCUUGCAGUCUGAACGUAGCCAAAAAGUCCUACUAUUUUACAAAGAAAAUAAAUAAAUAUAGUGUUCUAGUUUUCGUACAUUUAACGAUAAGCUGAUAUGAAGGCAGUAGAAGGGCCAGGGAUCUGUUGUUCUGGGCUCCUUUUCUUAUUCAUUUAUAUUAGAGGGGGCCCAUGUGAAGCUUCUUGCCCCAGGCCCCCAAAUUUCUGCCUACAGCCCUGGUCAAUUUUGUAAAUAUCGUGACAAGCCUAUAUAAAAGAAAAACUUAAAAAAAAAGAACUAAACCUUACUCUUGCCUUAUACAGUUUGAGCCUCAUGAUGUAUUUUCCGUGAUUAUUUUGCUAUAGGAUUUUAAUUGUGCAAUGUCUUACUGAUUUUGUCUCUUUGCACUGUGAUGCACUGGAUGCAUUUUAUAUUUAAUUGCAUUGUUCACACUUUAAAACGAGAAUGUAUCGCGAUCAGAUAAAGGCCAGUGCUUUUGAAACUGGAAGGUUUUUAUCGUACGUCAUGACCAGUGGUGGAAGACGUGCUCAAGUUUUGCGAGGUGCACUGUGUAACUUUUUACGGUGGAGGGUGAAGGGAUAGAAAUGUUUAAAGUCAUACUGUGAAACAUUCCAGACAAAGCAAUAACAUCUCCAUGGAGAAAAACAUUUGACGGACCCACCACAAGAAAUACUACACAGUGCACCUUUAAGUAAAAGUAGAGAUAAAACAAAGAGCAAAACAAAUACUCAAGUAAAAGUGAAAAGUAUCCCAUGAAAAUAAGUAGAAGUAUUAAAGUACUUGUUUAAAAAUAUACAUAAAGAUAAAAAGUAAAAGUAUUUUGCACAGUAUUUGAGAUCUAAUAAAGCGUCAAAUUUUGAUUUUGAUACAGAUUUGUGCAGAAUUUUGUUCAAUAGAAACAACUGAAUCUUUUUUUAAUCUGUUUUUGAUUUGAUUUAUGUAUUUAUUCUGGGCAAGUAAGAAAUGUACAUUAUUUUACCAUGGAACACAUAACAUUAAUGAAAACAGAGCAGAAAUAAUAACAACAAAAAAUAAAAAGUUGACCCAAAAAGGAGUGGGAAAAAGAAAACUUAUUUAAUCCCACCCUCAUUUAUUUAAUAUUUAUUUGAAUAUUUGUAUUUGCUCAGACUAAGAACUUAUUACAAAUAAACCUUGAGCCAUUUCAGCAGGUCUCAAACAAUAAUAAAAAAAAUAAAAAUCUGUGCAGAAACAACAAAAAAGUGGCUGUUUGCUGCAGGUGUUCCAAUCAUUGGGGCAGGUAGAGGAUUCUCUUGGAAAAAGGAUCAAAACUAAAACACAAUGGACUUCAGGCACUCCAAAGAAGUGGAAAAAAAAAUAAAAAUCGCACGAGGAAAAAUUUAGUUCAAAGGCUUUUAUUUGAAUGGCCAAAGCCAACAUGUUUUGACCUUAACCUCUUCAUCAGGGCUACUUUAAAAAAAAAAAUUGACUUCUUUAGAGUGCCUGGAGUCCGUUGUGUUUUAAUAAUAAAAAAUACUUUUACUUUUCAGUCCUGUUCAAAAAUGUAAUAGAGUAGAAAGUACAGAUACCUGCGCUCAAAUGUAGUGAAGUAAAAGGUUAAAAUUAUCCACGUUAAAAUGUACUUACGUAAACUACAGAUACCUAAAAUGUUUACUUAAGUACAGUACUUCUACUUCUUUCCAUUCCAUCACUGGGCAUGACCGUGUUACAGCAGCUCAGGAAUUGGUGAUGUCCUGUGUACAUUCCACUUACAGCGAAUAACGUGUCACUUCCUGUUGUAUAUCCAGUCUAUCUAUGGACAUUUCCUGUGUAUACGCUCCCACAUGUUCAGCGGGGAAGGUACUAUUUUCUGUUGUUGAUUUUGUAGACAGCUGAUGUUAAGUUUGAAGCCACUGUUUUGUUAUUUAUUGUAUGAUUUUACUCUGAAAGCACUUAAGUGUAAAGCAACACAGAAAUCAUCCGUUGUUUUAAGUUGUUAUGAAAAGCUUUUGUAUAUUGCUUGCAGGUACAACGCAAAUGUAAUAAAUGUAGAAUAAAGAUGCUUUGUUUAAAUAUA
Molecule: messenger RNA, 12975 nt
Organism: Boleophthalmus pectinirostris (great blue-spotted mudskipper)
Lineage: Eukaryota; Metazoa; Chordata; Actinopteri; Gobiiformes; Gobiidae
Gene: ptprja
Product: protein tyrosine phosphatase receptor type Ja
Exons: 39
Coding region: 182-7837 (2551 amino acids)
Biological process (GO): protein dephosphorylation
Molecular function (GO): protein binding; protein tyrosine phosphatase activity
Source: RefSeq, a predicted model, not a curated record